AAUAGGGUUUAAGCAUCGUCUCCCUCACUCCUAAACCCCUCCGCGACCUCUAUUCACUCCUCCGACCAUGAGAUUUCGAUCUCUACCGUCAAAAUCCCUCCUCUUCCGUCUCUCUCUUCUCCCUCCCCGUCGAUUCUUCACCAAUUCAUUUUCCACCACCGCAAGCUCCCCCUCCGGAUCCACCCUCUCUUCCUCCUCUCGGCGCCACCACCACGACGAAGACUCCCGAUCCGUCAGAGUCGCCGUCUGGUGGGACUUCGACAAAUGCACCCUCCCGGCGACCGCCAACGCCUUCAAGCUAGCCCAAUCCAUCACCUCCGCCAUCAGAAGCAGCGGAAUCAAAGGUCCCGUCACAAUCACAGCCUUCGGAGACGUUCUCGACCUCCCCAGAUCGAACCAAGAAGCUCUCUCCUCCACCGGAAUCACCCUCGCCCACGUCCCUCAAGGUGGGAAGAACAGUGCGGAUAGGGCUCUGAUCACGGAUCUGAUGUGCUGGAUCUCUCAGAAUCCACCUCCAGCUCAUGUCUUUCUAAUCUCAAACGAUGAGGGGUUCGCGAGCGUGUUGCAUAGGUUGAGGAUGAGUAACUAUAACGUUCUCCUCGCGAGUAAAUCAUCUGGUGUUUUGUGUAGUGCUGCUUCGAUUAUGUGGGAUUGGGAGGGUUUGAUUAAAGGAGAUAAUUUUAAUGUUAAGUAUUUUAACCAGCCUCCUGAUGGUCCUUAUAACUCUUGGUAUGGUCACUAUAGAGCUCCUCUUCUUGAUCCCUUUGCAGCUACUACUGAAGAAGAAGUGUCUGAGUUUAGUUCUGUUAGUAAAGCUCGUUUUGUUCCUAAAGAAGUUGUUGAGAAGAUUCGUGUGGUGUUGAGGUUGUAUCCCAAGGGGGUUUCUGUUUCUGAGCUGCGUGCUGAGCUGAGUAAGAGCAACGUGGCGUUAGAUAAAGAGUUUUACGGGCAUAAGUCUUUUGUUCGGUUUCUGCAGUCAAUGCCUGAUGUGUUUCAGGUUAAUAGAGGAAGUGAUGGUUUGUUUGUUGUUCGUGCUGUUGCUGAGAAGGCGAUUCCUAAGCGGGUUGAUUCAAGUUCUGCCGUUGAUGAGAAGAUUAAAGAGAAGGUGUCUGCUAAUGCUUCGACUCCGAAGUUAAUGACUGAUGUAGAAGUUGGUGGUGAUAAAAGGAAAGGAAGAGAUGUCUCGCUUAGAAAGAAGCAGGAGAGUGAUAAGAAUGUCAAGGAGAAAGCGACGGAGAGUUCUCAAGAGUCUGUUCUGGUCGGCCAGAAGGACGGUAAGGCAGAUGAGAAACCUGUGGAGACGAAUCAAGUCCCUGUUAUAACGGGAAGUGAAGAUUCCGUAGAAGAUGGAUUUUUUCACAAGCUGAAAAGAGUAUGGUCUGGUUCACCUGAGAUGGAAUCAGAGCGUAAGACAGAAAACAAAAGUGGAGACAAGGACGAAGGGGUUGUUAAUGAUGGCAAGGCUGAGGAUAAGGACUUGAGAUCAUCGAGUCAGGGAACUGAUUUCUCGUCCCAAAUCUCACCUUAUUUUGUCAGUGAAUCUGUAGAGGAUGUUAAAACAGGAACUGAUGUAGUAGGCAGUAGUGAUAAAAAUGCAAGUCCAGGCUUUUUCAGUCAGCUUCUGAAGAGUUUCAAGUUCUGGGGAAGAGACACAGACUCGAGUGAGAAUCAGAAGCUAGUCCAAGUACAUGACAUUUUCGCAAACGAGUCUUCCUGGGAUGAUGUUGAAUCUUUCAUUCAUUCUCCAAGAGGCUUUAUCAUUGUUUCCCACUCAAGGACAAGGGAAAUGAUAGCUAAAAAUCUGCAGAGGGAAGGGCCAUCGUGCCUUAAACAGCUUGAUGAGUCAACCAUGCUUCAUUUACUUACCUUAUUGAUAUCUCAUAAGAAAUGGAUUGAAGAAAACCCCUCUUCUUCCCCACCAUUCAGCGUCAUCAAAGCCUCUAGCCCUAGCCACCACGGUCAUGCUUCAAACGGUUUGAUCUCAAUAUUCUCGGAUUGUGCAAAAUCACAAGACGGUGAGAAAAAGUCCAAGAACGUCGCUCAUGCUGGAGUCUCUGUUGGUUGCAGAAGUAACGCCCUUGCUGAUUGUGAGAAGCUGAUAAAGAAGAUGACAGAGAAAAGCCCUGAAGGGUACAGCUUGAUUCGUUUUAGGAAAGACUUUUUAGAGGAGUACGGGUACCAUCUAGCUGUUGAGAAGCUCGGUUACAAGAAUCUACAGUCGCUGAUACAAGUGAUGCCUGGAGUGAGAAUAUCAUCUGGAUACGCUCUUCCUUCAGCUUCUAGUGGUAAGUCUACUACAAAAGAAGAUGAGUCUGACUCAUCAUUCGAGGAGCUAGGUCCAGUUUCUGAAGCAACGAGUAAUGACAAGACGACCAGAAAGCUUUCAGUGUAUGAACCAUCUCUCUCGGAGGAUGAAGAUUCUGGUUCAGAGAGAGAUAUCCCGAGGAAGAAGAGGCAGGUGAUGAGUGAAAAUGAUAAAGAUAGCUCGUUAUUGCAGAUUCUGGAUUCUUAUUACAAAAGCAAUGGGGAGGUUAAGAUGGAUAAACCAGAGGAGAGGAAGAUCGUGAACAACAUUAGGAAGCCAAAGCCUUCAAAGACAUAUUCUUUUGUUAAAGAUUCAGAAGUCCAGUGAGUACAAGAGUGUGGUUUAUAGUGAAGAAUCUCCCGGGAAAUUUAGUCUUGUCUAAAGCCGGUUUGAGAUUUGGUCUAUGGUAAACCGAACCCUGUUAAGGGGAAUAAGGUCAUACUGAUACAAACUUUAAAGUUUAAAGUGUAGUUUAGUGUCUAUGAAGAUUCCAUUAUCUAAUACACAGUU
Messenger RNA from Brassica oleracea var. oleracea, 2815 nucleotides. RefSeq names its product meiosis arrest female protein 1 homolog. Gene Ontology annotation, cellular component: peroxisome. Gene Ontology annotation, biological process: regulation of gene expression. Gene Ontology annotation, molecular function: RNA nuclease activity. Bases 68 to 2632 code for a protein of 854 amino acids. The transcript has 3 exons. The record is from RefSeq and is a predicted model, not a curated record. NCBI's taxonomy places the organism in Eukaryota, Viridiplantae, Streptophyta, Magnoliopsida, Brassicales, Brassicaceae.